Branchiostoma belcheri (Belcher's lancelet) is the source of this 4507-nucleotide messenger RNA. RefSeq names its product kinetochore-associated protein 1-like. The transcript has 44 exons. Gene Ontology annotation, molecular function: small GTPase binding. Gene Ontology annotation, biological process: mitotic sister chromatid segregation; protein localization to kinetochore involved in kinetochore assembly; mitotic spindle assembly checkpoint signaling. Bases 34 to 4263 code for a protein of 1409 amino acids. The record is from RefSeq and is a predicted model, not a curated record. NCBI's taxonomy places the organism in Eukaryota, Metazoa, Chordata, Leptocardii, Amphioxiformes, Branchiostomatidae. Gene Ontology annotation, cellular component: cytoplasm; kinetochore microtubule; RZZ complex.
ACAUAGUUUUGACAAGAUAAAAGACGGGACACCAUGCCCUGGGAUGACAUAGAAGUUGGUAUUGGAGGAGACGAGACUGCAAACUUUGGUCAGCGCAAUGAGACCGGCCCUGGACUGUACCAGGUUGACACACUCGCCACUGUGUCCAACAGUGGACAGGUGACAAAGAACCCCCGCCUGUAUGCAGCCUGUUCACAGCUGGGACUGUGUCUGGUGGCAGACUGUCAAGUCUCCCUGUUCACAGAGACAUGUGAUGAUCACUUGAUCACUCUCACCUAUGGGUCGGCAGUGGAUGCAGUGGUUUGUAGCCAGGACUCCCUGUUCCUACUGAUAGGAGAAAGCUCAGGGACUCUGCACAUGAUGGAGACUAACACACAGACUCUGCUGUUUUCUGAGAGUUUGGUUCCAGAUCUGCAGCCUGUGAACGGAAAGGCUUUCUGUGGGCUAGAGAUCACCUCAUCUGUAGAACAUGAUUCGUAUGACUUGACCAUUCUAACCAGUGAUGGCCGGCUUGUCAGGUUCUGCAACAUUGACCUGAAGGGCAUAGCAAAAGCUCUGGAGACCAAAGACUUUGCUACUGCUAAGAAGCUGAAGGAUGGCAUCCAGCUGGAAAUUGUGGACACCAGCAGUGAACAUACAGAGGGAACCAUCUGUCUGAAAUGCCACAACUGGGGGAGUGACACAGUCAUCAUUACCGGGGGACAAGGUGACUCCAGCAUCUGUGUUUGGAGUAGGGAGGAAGCAGACACCACUGAACUUUUGACUGGCAUUGACUCCGCCCUUCUAGCAGGCUCUGCUGUUGUGAAGUGUGACUUCAAGGAUAAUUUCCUGUUCAUGCUUACAAAGAAGGGUGUACUGAGUCAGUGGGAUGCUCAGUCUCUCAUCAUGCUGAACAAGUGGCCUGGCCUGGCCGUACAGGACUUCCUCAUCAUGGACGCUAGCAGUGUGCAUUCACCAAGCAAAAAUGCAAACCUCCAAAGCAGUUUGAAGAUUGUGCUUCUGACCCUGCCCAACAAAGACGGAAAGUGCCACCUGCAGGUGCAUUCCCUCCCAGGUAUGCAGCUGGCCUACAGUCUGGAGCUGAACCAGGUGGCAGCUCUGGUGUGUGCACCUGCCAGCCAGGAGACAAUUUUUGUCAUUGAGGGUGCACACAGGGAUGACAUUGAAGAAACAAGCACAUCAGAUGGCUUAGUUUCCACCCUGAGAGUCCGCUGUCUGACAGAGUCGCUGCCUGACACCCGGUUCCACCGCCUGCUGCACAAGAAACAGUACCAGGAGGCACUCAAGUUUGCAGACACUUACGAGCUUGAUGUGGAGCUGGUGUACAAAGUCAAGGCUCAGGACAUCCUGACACAGACAGACCCUUGGACACAACCACAGAAGGACGGACAGACGACAGAGCAGAUCUUUGCUGACCUGAAGGACUGUCUCAGUCACAUCAGUGACAAUGGUUGUGUUGCAGACAUCUGUGUUCAGGCCACCCUGCCCACCAUGCAGGCCACUCACGAGCUGCUCACGUACGCAGAAGGACGGGUGAACAAGAAGGGUGGCGAUGCAGUGCUGUCAGAAGAGGAACUGAUUUCUCGUGCUGCCUGGCAAACAAAGGUGCUUGAAGCUCUCCAUAGACUUGGCACAUUCCAGGUGGUGUUUGGGCCACAGCUAUUCAGUGCUACCCAGUGGUAUGAGUUCAUGAAGGCAGACCUACUGGUGGAAGUGUGUGAAGGCUUCAGGAGGACAGAUGUACAGCAGGCAGCAGCUAUCUGGUGUAGACAUCAGGCGGAGUUUGAAGCCAGGUUUACGGUGGGGUGGUUGAAGAAAGUCCUACAGUCCAUCACUGACAACGUGCUGUCUGAUCACAUCCUGCCUUGGCUCAGGGGAGACUUCGUACCCUUUGUACUCAGGGUCCUCCCAGAAGGAAGGGCUGUACUUGCCCAGUGGUUGGAUCAGAGGACCCGAAAUCUGGAACUUUCAGAAAAGGCUGGCUGGCCUGAGAAUGGACUAGCCAUGGCUGAGUUAAUGGUGAAGGUGGGAGGGAGGGAGGCCGAGUGGGAGAAUGGCAAAAUGUUGCUGACUCCUGCACAACUGGUCACCCAGUGUGAACACGGGAUCAGUGAAGCCGAGUCCAGCCUGAACACCCUCAUCCAGCACCUACAGCACCUGCUGAUCCUGCACGACAGGUGCAACUUCAAAAUCUCCCUGUCAGAGUACUGCCAGGAAACCACCACCUCUAUCACCUUCCGUAUGCUGGACCGUGUGGUGGCACCAGAGCUCAUCCCCGCCACCAUAGACAAGAUGGUACGACCCUACAUGAAGGACCACGGGCUAGAAGAGGACAAAGUUCUGCUACAGUACAUCCAGGACCUACUUGAACAGUGCAGUAGCAGGGCCUCCUACCAGCUGGAGGCAUCAUGGGAAGUCAAGGCCAUCACCUGUGUACACUGUAUGAAGGACAUGGAGUGUAAGUAUGAAGGCACCUUACUGCUGAUGAACAAGGCAGUCAUCCCCUGGAGCCAGGCCAUGGAAACUUUUGUCACCGAAGCACUGAAAUGGAAGCACCCAAGGGCAUCUGAACUUCAACACAGAUACAGCAUGAUCAACCUGAGAAAGAUGCUGGCAAACUAUGCCCUCAGGAACUACAAUGUGUCAGAGUUUACCACUGCACCGGCAUUGCUGAAGUACAUCCUGUACAAGGACCAGCCUACUGUCAUGCAGGAUGCUCUACAGGUGGUUGAGGCCUACCCAGAUCACCUGAAGAAGACAGAUGCCUACAAUAUCAGAAUCCACUUCCUCAUCCAGCAGAAUAGGCUGUCAGAGUGCAUGACACUCCUGAAGUCUCUCCCUAAGGAAGAAGUGGAGGUGUGUGUGAGGAAGAUAGCCAUCUGGGCAGAACUUACCCUACAGGACUCCAUCAUUACUGAUGAGGAGGUGCACAAGAAGAACCAGAUGACAGCUGUGGAAGCAGCUUUGUUGGCACUCAAGCACCUGGCAGAUAUGGAAGAGGACACAGCAAACCUACUGGACUAUGAAGAGAAACUGCAGGACUUCCAGAACAUUUUUGCUCUUCAGAAAGAGUAUGGAGAGUUUAUGAGCAGAUCAGAGUAUCAGGACCCUGAGUUCAGGAAGGGAGUUCUCAUGGAACACCUCGCCAAGUUCUUCCAGAGCAUGGCCCAAACAGAUGAUAUGGAGGAUGGAGAUGUGAGUGAGGAGUGUCCAUGUCAUGAUGACAGAAAGAGAAGACCUAUGAAAGGAAACUACAGCAAGAUGUUUAGGCUUGCCAAACUGUUGGGGGUGUCCUCGGAUGAGCUGAGGGGUCACCUGGCCGUUCGGGCUUCUGAGGAUGGAAACAUUGACAGUGCCAUUAACAUGUGCCAGAUCCUGUAUGAGCAGGCCCCGAACGCCACCACAGGAAGGGUGCUGUAUAACGUGGCACACAACCUGUGCAGCAUGCAGGCCGACCCCGACGCACACCUGGUCACACGUCACCGGUCAUCCAUCGCUCACACCAUCCACCAGCUGGCCAGCCAGGCUCUCACCAUCUGUGAACAAGACCUGAUCUGUGACUGCCUGGAGUUGUGUAAGUGCAGCUCUCUGUCCCUGAGGGUUUACCAGAAGUGUGAGAAGGCGGCUUACGAUGUAUCUGUACAGCCAGCAGAAGAAGAUCACCUAGCUGGUCCCCAGAAGGACCCGUACUCAGAGUGGACUUACGACAGUUUUUUCAAGGAGGAUGGACUAGUGCUGGACACUGCUGACGCCAUGCCACUCACUUACCAGUUCACCUUAGCAUGCCUUCCACAACCAGGCUGCAGUGUGAAAGGUCCUCUUGUUCCACUGAAUCAUGCUAGAGUUGCAGGAAGCUCCUCUCCUGAAGAUGAUGAAAGCAGUGAGCAUGUACUUGAUGAGAUCCAUGCCAGCACCUCCAGUAUUGUACAGUACCUACAGGAGAGCAGUCUGUACCAGCUGGCCUUCCAGUUCUCAGUCCAGGCUCUGGGAGUGUGCCUCCAACAUGUCCUCAUAGAUGAGAUCCUCACCCUGCCUACUGAACUACAAGCUGAGCAGCAGGCAAUGAAGACCAUAAAAAGGCAGACACUGGCAGCUAUGGUUAAACAGGGGUCUUUCCUGGGCAGUGAGUUCAUCACUGCACUCUUGACAAAGUUGUUCAGCUGCAGACGUGUGGACCAUAACCUGGCCCUGGGAUAUGUCAGUGUGCUGAAUAAAGCCGACGCCUUCAAGAAGUUAAAAUCACAGUCAUCUCCGCUGGACUGAACUACAGGAGAGUUCUGGCCAUAGCGAAUGUUGGGAAGGACCUGGCCAGGCUGGUUGGUCAGGAGGAUGUGCUGAAGGCAUGUAAGAGCCUGGCCUCUGACGCAGACUGGGGACACAGGCUGCAGAAAAUGAAGAUCUCCUUCAAAGACGCCUUUCAGAAUGAAUCUGCAGCCAAACAGAAGCUGUUAUCAACCAUCAUCGCUAACGAACAGACUGACCUGGAUCUGAUCCUGGACUACUGCAG